CAAGUGACUUGAAGUUUAGUUUCCUAACACCCUCCUUCAUUAACAGAGGAAUUAAUCAAAAGGACAACCCCCCCUUCUUUUUCUUCUACUCCUCAGAAGGGCAGGGGACUUCUCUGAGGCUCUCUAUCUCUAGCAAAAUGGGAUGUUUGGUAUCCCUUCUUUAAGCCAAAUCAGAGCUUUGAGGCUAUUGGGUGAGAAGACUUCUUCGAUACAGAUGGGUUCUUGCGCUUCGGUUCAGAAGAAUCCGGACACCGCUAUGGGAUUUCGGCUGGGUUUAGGCUCCAAGGCCAAGAAGGUCUUCAUUCCUUGUCCUGCCAAAGAGAAGCCUUUGAAUGGGGAGAACCCAGUUGGAGGGUUUGAUUUCAAGGGCAAGGUUGUGGACUCCGGAUUGGAUCUUAGGAACCCAGUAUUUGGUAGUAAGGAGGAGAUCUUUUUUGACUCACGGGCGUGGUUAGACUCUGACUGUGAAGAUGAUUUCUACAGUGUCAAUGGAGAAUUUACUCCGUCUCGUGGCAGCACUCCAAAUUACCAGAUAACCACACCCGCAACACCUCGACUAAAUGAUACUUUCUUUAUUGAGAAAUUUUCUGACUCCAAAUCAGAACCUUCUCCCACUGGUAGAAAAAAACUGGCUGAACUUCUUCGAGAAUCAUCGCAAGGUGAAAAGGAUGUCAAGGGACAAAAUGCUUCUGACAGAGAGAAAGUAGAAAUCAACGGAAAGCCGGAUGGUUGCAAAAUCAACUCUGAUCAACCUCCAAAAUCAUUAGAUGGAACUCCUUACUUCUCUGGAGCCAAUUCUGUGUACAGCAGUGAGGUCACUCCCACUAGAGACCCCAAGAACAGAAAAAAGAGGACAUGGAAAAGUGCACAUUGUUGCUUGCCUAGCUUGGUACAGAGUUUUAGCUUUGAUGAGAGGAGGCAGAAAAUGAGCCAAGGACCCUGCGCUGCCUGAUGUCACUAUUGAUCUGAGAGAUGACUUUGGCCUCAAUGAGUCUAGUCUACCUGUGGGUUGCUGCAACUCGAGCAACCCUAUUAAGAUGUCCAAUCUGUAUUUUAGUGUUCAUAUAGAUCUGGAUAUUAGCCGUUCCUUGGAUACCUUUGGAAGUAUUGGAUGAUGGAAAUUGGUAUAACGAAGAAAGAAUGGCAGAUGUGUUUAUAUGUUAAUACCUAAUUGUCAUCAAAGUGCACUCUUAAUCAUUUUAUGAA
Molecule: messenger RNA, 1206 nt
Organism: Phoenix dactylifera (date palm)
Lineage: Eukaryota; Viridiplantae; Streptophyta; Magnoliopsida; Arecales; Arecaceae
Source: RefSeq, a predicted model, not a curated record